AUGGCCACAACCACACAAGGACCCGGCAGCGAGCUCUCGCCCAACUUUGCGCCCUUCUUUGGAAUGGCAGGCAUUGCAUCUGCGGUAUAUGAUCUUUGGAUGUACGGACCUGCAACGCCGACACCCCGUGCUGCAAUGCUAAGAGAUGAAACAGGCAUAGGCGCCGCAUAUGGCACUGCGAAAUCAGGAAUCGGCAUCGCCGGUGUGGGAACGUACCGUCCAGAUUUGAUCAUGAAGUCCCUGAUCCCCGUCGUCAUGUCGGGUAUCAUCGCCGUCUACGCCCUGGUUAUCGCCGUCCUCAUUGCUGGAGACAUGGGUCCGCCGCCACAGCAGAAUUACAGCUUGUUCACAGGGUUCAUGCACCUCGCCUCCGGCCUCAGUGUUGGUCUCGCAGGUCUGGCCGCCGGAUACGCCAUCGGUAUUGUCGGAGAUAUGGGUGUGAGGUGCUACAUGCAGCAGAGUAGGAUCUUCGUCGGCAUGGUGCUUAUUCUCAUUUUCGGAGAAGUCCUGGGGCUGUAUGGGCUGAUUGUAGGCUUGAUCUUGCACUCGAAGAGUUGA
Cladophialophora carrionii CBS 160.54 is the source of this 558-nucleotide messenger RNA. Its product is annotated as V-type ATPase, C subunit. NCBI's taxonomy places the organism in Eukaryota, Fungi, Ascomycota, Eurotiomycetes, Chaetothyriales, Herpotrichiellaceae. Gene Ontology annotation, cellular component: proton-transporting V-type ATPase, V0 domain. The coding region runs from base 1 to 558 and encodes 185 amino acids. Gene Ontology annotation, biological process: proton transmembrane transport. The record is from RefSeq and is a predicted model, not a curated record. Gene Ontology annotation, molecular function: proton-transporting ATPase activity, rotational mechanism. The transcript has 4 exons.